Molecule: messenger RNA, 5080 nt
Organism: Onychostoma macrolepis
Lineage: Eukaryota; Metazoa; Chordata; Actinopteri; Cypriniformes; Cyprinidae
Gene: pth1r
Product: parathyroid hormone 1 receptor
Exons: 13
Coding region: 878-2488 (536 amino acids)
Biological process (GO): adenylate cyclase-activating G protein-coupled receptor signaling pathway; cell surface receptor signaling pathway; intracellular calcium ion homeostasis
Cellular component (GO): plasma membrane
Molecular function (GO): parathyroid hormone receptor activity; G protein-coupled peptide receptor activity; peptide hormone binding
Source: RefSeq, a predicted model, not a curated record
CAGAGGUUCAGUGAGGGUUAGCGACUUGUGCCGUCUGGAGCCGUUUAGUCAAUGAGGACAACUUUAAACUUGCGUAAAAUAAUCUUAAAAGCCACACUGAAUUUCUUGAGCGGCGACUUGACGUUAAACGUGAAGCAAACGUGGGAUUCUUUCUUUAAACAAAAUCCCAUUUACCUACUUUGUCACAGUUACCUAACGUUUGUAUCAUCGCUUUAACGCAGCUGUCAGAUUCACAGCGAAAAUAAGUGAAAAGCUGAAAAUGAAUCGUGUUUUUCAUGUUUCACUGAAGACAGCAUUUGCGCUUGAAGUCUGUGUUAUAGCUACUUAAGCCCGAAUAUUUUCUUUAUUGUGGCUUCAGCGUGUAUUUCAGAGUUAGACUCACCACGUCGCUCCAUCAGUCUUCGUUAAAACAGUUUCUUUUGCCGUUUUUUGAUGUCCUGAGAGAAAAAUGAAGGUUGAGCCUGAGGGACACCGCUUUAUUAUGUCGCUUUUUUUACAGCGAGGCUGAAGGGAAAUUUAAAGACCUAAAAAUAAAGUGUCGGUUUCUACUCCACAAAGAAUCAUUUGAACUUCCUACCGCAGAAGGAGCAGGACAUAAAUAGUUCUGACAUGUGGAUGUAAUUUCAGAAAAAAGGCAGACAGAUGCAGAGAAAUAAAACGCGAGCGGGAGAGAGAGACUGGGAACAGUUUGAAUCGAGCCUGCAGAUCUGUGACAAGGAAAAGCCGUGAGAAAAUAUUCAUAAUUUUACAAGCAAAAGAUGUAAUGGGAGGGGAGCGGACAGCAGCGAAAUGACUGGCUCUUUGACGGCGCUUUAACAGACGUAAACAUCAGAGAAAUCCCAUUCAAGCUUACAUCAAUUUGCGUGAACUUGUCGGGAUGGGAGCCACGCUGAUCGUACACACUUUAAGUUUUGUCUUUUGCGGCACCUUGCUGAGUUUCGUCUAUGGUCUGGUUGAUGCUGAUGAUGUCCUCACUAAAGAAGAACAAAUCUAUCUUCUGUUCAACGCAAAACGAAAAUGUGAGCGAGCCAUCAAGUCCAAACAUAAAAUCACUGAGGGUUACUGCAUGCCGGAGUGGGAUGGCAUCGUCUGCUGGCCCGAGGGACUGCCUGGAAGGAUGGUGUCCACUACCUGCCCGGAGUACAUAUAUGACUUCAACCACAAAGGACAUGCGUACCGGCGCUGUGACACCAAUGGGACCUGGGAGUUGGCGUCAAAUAACAACAAAACCUGGGCUAAUUACAGCGAGUGCGCCAAAUACCUCACCCAUUAUAACCAGAGCCAAGAGAGGGAGGUUUUUGACAGACUUUACCUGAUCUACACAGUGGGCUACUCCAUCUCUCUGGGAUCACUUAUGGUGGCGACAGUCAUCCUAGGAUACUUUCGGCGGUUACACUGCACCAGAAACUACAUCCACAUGCACCUGUUUGUAUCGUUCAUGUUGAGGGCCAUUAGUAUAUUUGUGAAAGACGUGGUGUUGUACUCUGGUGCCGCUCUGCAGGAAAUGGAGCGCAUCACUGUGGAGGAUCUCAAAUCCAUCACAGAAGCCCCUCCUGCCAACAAAACCAAGUUUAUUGGCUGUAAGGUGGCUGUCACUCUCUUCUUGUACUUCUUGGCGACUAAUUAUUACUGGAUUCUGGUGGAAGGCCUGUACCUGCACAGCCUUAUCUUCAUGACCUUCUUCUCAGACAGGAAGUACCUUUGGGGCUUUACUCUGAUUGGCUGGGGUGUUCCUGCGAUGUUUGUGACCAUCUGGGCCAGUGUGAGAGCCACUCUUGCUGACACUGAGUGCUGGGAUUUAAGUGCAGGAAACCUGAAAUGGAUAGUGCAGAUCCCUAUUCUGACAGCAAUUGUUGUAAAUUUUUUGCUGUUCCUGAAUAUUAUUAGAGUCUUGGCAACAAAACUUAGAGAAACAAAUGCAGGAAGAUGUGACACCAGACAACAGUAUAGAAAGCUGUUAAAAUCGACGCUGGUCCUCAUGCCGUUGUUUGGGGUUCACUACAUUGUGUUCAUGGCAAUGCCCUAUACAGAAGUGUCUGGGGUGCCAUGGCAAAUCCAGAUGCAUUAUGAAAUGCUCUUUAACUCAUUCCAGGGAUUCUUCGUUGCAAUUAUAUAUUGCUUCUGCAAUGGAGAGGUCCAAGCAGAAAUCAAGAAGUCAUGGAGUCGGAGGACACUCGCUCUGGACUUCAAGAGAAAAGCCCGGAGUGGCAGUAACACGUAUAGCUAUGGACCCAUGGUGUCUCACACCAGCGUCACUAACGUGACUGCACGGGGCCCUCUGGCCCUGCACCUCACCACCCGCCUGGGGCCCGUCUCCCUCAACGGCCACCGGAACCUCCCGGGAUACGUGAAGAACGGCUCGGUCUCUGAGAACUCCAUCCCAUCCUCAGGACAGGAGCUCCAUAUACAAGAGGAAGAACCUUCAAAGAACUUCCAGGCGGAUAAAACCAUCCCGGUGGUGGAGGAGGAAAGAGAAACAGUCAUGUGACUUCACAAACCUUAAUAAAGACUAUGAAAAAUGUUGAAGGAUUAGAGAGUCCUUUGUUUCUCAGGAUUUCCUCACAAUUUGGGUUGUGGGACCAUCUCAGAUGUACAGUUGGACCUAAUGGACCUAAUCCGUGUCUUUUAAAUGAGCCACAAUGUUCUUGCAAGACUGGAAGCUACUACAUGCACCAGGCCAUCUUCACCAGCAGUAUUCGGAGGAUGAGACCAGAUUUUGGCUUCAAAAAUUGUGGUGAACACAUUGUGAACAUACAACACCAGUGCUUUCAGGCUGGCACAUCACCUCCUUAGAUGAAGAACGGUGCAUUUGCUUUAGGAUCAAGUCAUAUGAAAUAUAUGGCACUGUGGACCGUUAAUUGUAAAUAAGACACACAUAUUUCAAAAAUAUAUAUAUAUUAAAAAAAUGUUUUUGAUCAGCACUAAUAUAAUGAUAUUUACAGAUGCGACUGCCAGUAGGGACACUCUUUGUAUUAUGAUAGCAGGUUUUUGUUAGUAGAAUGUGAUAUUUAUAUGUCUCUAUGCCUUGAGCGGUUGUGUCUCGUUUAUCCAUGUGUUUAAUCAGUAGAUUUGCCAAAUCUUGCCAGACUGUCUUUUUUCUUCAUGAGUGAAUUCCCUCUGAAUCUGCGUAGAUUUAUACAGCACAAGCUUGCAUUAUUGCCAGUGAUGAUGAAGUGAUUGUUGCCAGUGGUGAAACGUCAAAGAAUUUUGUUAUUAGGAUCAACACAUACUAUACUAAGCAUAAAAGAGAAAUUCUGUCUGCAUUUUUCAUUUUCAGGGUAAUUUUUGGUUGCCUCAACCAUUGAAAUUUAGCAUAGUUAAUUAUACUGUUAACUGCUGCCAUUUUUAUCAUCCAAAGUGGAAAAUCGUCACAUUGUCUGAUGUCAUGCAUGUCAUGCAUAAGCAAUACAAUAAUUCAUAAUAACAAGCCACAUGAUAUGAUUCAUAUCUGAAGCACAAACAAUAAACAAUGAGUUAUGCAUAAGCAGACAUUUAGUACUUAAAGUAAGGUGUGCAUUCACAUCUUUAACCCUGCAGUAAUAUCACUACUAAUUAUUGCAUUGCAUAACACUUAACAGAUUAUUACAGUUUGCAUUCAACGGAAUUAUUUAAAUAUUUUCAUAAAUAUACUGAUCUGUUAAGCAUGUUUUUGUUUUUUUGUUUUUUUUAAAUAACGCAUUAAAGAAAUUUAUUAUAUUGCCUUACAAAAUAUCCUUUGGCAGCACCAGGUAUACCUUUCAUUUCCUUUUUAGAUGUCAUAUUUCAAGUGUCAGGCCAUGAAUGAAUAAAAUACGCCUCUCAUUCUGAGUAAAUCAAUUAGCAGCAUCAUUAUGCUCUGUACUGUAAGAGUUUUCAGGGAAUUCUUGAUCUCCAUUAAAGGCAUCAUAAGAGCUUUUCACUGAAAACACCUAUACAUUAUUAUACAUUAUCCUCAUUAUCGUAUAAUGAAAGGCUUUUAUUAUACCUGCUCAUGCUUCACUCCACUGCCUCACAUUCAAUCGUUUCAUCAUAAUGUUUCAUGCAUUACUGUAUAUGAGAAGCUGAAAAUCAUUUUUCUUUUUCUUUUUUUUUUUUACAGCCAUAAGGAAGAACAAACUGAAGUCAGUAUUGUAGGUUUAGAGGCUCAUGGUCUGUUAUGUAUAAUAUAAUGCUGCUUUUUGUUACUCCAUGUAUAUAUGUCAAUAUUGUGUUUACACAUGUCCACACAGUUGUGAGCUAAGUGUUCCUCUGCAUAUGUUUUAGAAUGUAAUACUGAUAUGGAAAGACUGUAAUCCAGGUUAUGAUUUUAUAUGCUGGCAGUUCAGUAUACAGCAGUGCAUAUGCUGAAAAAAUGCCUAAAUUCAGAUGUUUUUUCAUAUUUCAUAUUUCAAGCAAUUCGUGUUUGCUAAAUUCAAACCAUUACUCGACAAAAUAAAGUUUAACAAAAUAUAUACAUAUGCAUUCUGCUUUUCUUUACAUAACCAUUUGAACUUGAAUUUGAGGACAGAUCAAAAUGACAACAUUUCAAUCAUGUUUUUACCAUUAAAUGUAAUCUAGUAUUUUCAGUUGUAUUAUUUAUAAAAUGUCAUCUAUGUUUGCACUUUUUAUGCCUUGGUACUCAAUAACAUUUGAGACUGUUUGUUUCAGAUAUUAACAGGGAUUGAUUUGAAAAUAACUGCUUGAAUGAUGGAUGUGCAGUUCUGUUAAUAUCGAGGUUUCAUGACAGAUCAAUCAGUCAAGAAAUUGAUCUUAUUUUACUGCUUGGAAUCUCUCUGCUUUACUCAUGUGCAUUUUUUUUUACAUAUUUUUAUUACAUCCUGUCAUUCUUCAAGUGUUUUUGACACAUUGCAACGAAAAAUAUUUUACCCAAAAAUGAACAUUCUGAAGAACCAUUUGCUCUCUUUCUGCAGUGGACCUCCUUUAAAAUAUUUUGAAAAGGAAAAUUCGAAUUUUUGUUGUUGUUGAUGUUUUAUAUGUUAUGUUACAUAAAUGCAAACUAACUUUUCUAUGUACACCAGUGUUGUAUAUUUCAGUGCUGAUCAUGUGUAUCAUGUGAAUAAUAAAUGAAAAUAUAUAAUUAACAGAGAAUCAUUUAUUGUCA